Molecule: messenger RNA, 1331 nt
Organism: Elaeis guineensis (African oil palm)
Lineage: Eukaryota; Viridiplantae; Streptophyta; Magnoliopsida; Arecales; Arecaceae
Product: thioredoxin-like 2, chloroplastic
Source: RefSeq, a predicted model, not a curated record
GGCCACAAUCAGGGAGAGCAGCAGGUCACCGACCUGAUUCCCAUCCAAGAAACGAAUAGAAAAGAUCAAUGAAGAAUUGGACGAAGAACACGAGAAGAGAAGAGGUGGUGGAUUAAAUUGAUCCAUGGCCGAUGUUCUCCUCUUCCAUUAUUAUCUAAUCUCCUCGUCCCUUCUCGGCUCCCAUUCUUAUGCCCUCUGGGCUGCUCCAACUUCCCGACAUCCACAAGAAAGCCUUGUUUGGAUUCCGCCUUCGCUACUGCUAUCGCCCGCCAGCCGCAGCGCCUGUCCCAUCUCAAGGUGCAUGCUGUUGGUGUGGCCAAAUGAUGGCACAAAGUGGUGGGGGGGAAAAAAAAUGCAGGACUGAAUAUGAUUGUAUUAAUUCAAAACAAGAGUUUCUGGAUGCGUUAAGCCUGGCUGGUGAUAGGCUUGUCAUUGUUGCAUUUUAUGGCACUUGGUGUGGUUCUUCCCUAGCCCUAUACCCAAAGUUCUAUCGUGGUGCUGAGGGACAAUUGGAGUCUUUUUCCUGUUCCCUAGCUAAGGGCCUACUCUCAAGUUUUGCAGCUGACCGAAAUCAUGAUCGCCUAAAAAGUUCUUGCAGUACAGGAGAGGUGUCUCUUGUAACUUUGCGCCCAUACUUUGAAGCCUCAACAUCCAGCAUAAAAUCAAAAUACUUUCUGUGGCUAGCUUGGAGGAAAAGGUUGAACACCAGCAAUGUUCUAGGGAGAAAACUAGGCAAAAAUUUGGGACCCUCUACCAUUUGCAAUCAAGUGCCUAAAGCCAUUCCACCUUUUCUAAAAUUGCCCCAUUUUCAACUCAAUUUGGAUGGUUAUUUGCUCAACACUUAAGAGUUCUACACCCACAACAUUCGUUUGAUUAUCUUUGCACAACAUGGAUCUGUCGGAAUUUCUCAAGAAACAUUUGGAAUUACAUCCGAUUGUGGCAAUUGUUUGGGAAUGUUGGAAGGAAAGAAACACCAUUCUAUUUCUCAAUAAGCAUAGGGCCAUCUUUUGGUUGCCUCCGCUGGACUUUAGACCUUCAAUAAUUGGUCUCUUACUUGUAAACACUUUGAACUUGCUCACUUCGUUGCUGUCUGGGUAAAGAUUAAGGAAGUGUAUAGACUUUUGGUAGAUACCUGAAUUACUUAUAAGAUGACCUCACCCGGACUCUUGUUCUUGUUUUCUCUAUCUCCCUCCUAGCUACAGCGUCUCUUGCUUUGUUUGUGAAGUUGGCCUAUGUUUCUUUUAUCUCUUUAUACAUAGCUCUCUUUUUAAUAAAGGUUGGUGGCUUUUUUGCGUCCCUUAUUAUUAAAAAAAAAAAACCAAAAACAAAAA